AUAUGCAACGAAUAGACGCCAUAUUUCGUUACGUACUCCAAUUUCAGUCUUGUUAUUAGCAAGAUUGCAUCAUUAACAAGUACGCGGUGGAGCACGAUUCAUUAUUUAAUUUUCACACUAAUUUGUAUUUUUCACAGAGAACGAGGCGAAAACUUGUUUUCCCCGAAUGAGAAUUUGAAACGCGCAAAAUACUAUUUUUCAAUCAGAACUUGUUUGCCCAGAUUCAAAUGUAGUAUGAAACACCAGUCGGCGAAGAAACUUUUGCAAACUUCAAUAUGUAACUUUCACGUUGUAAAUAAAAACCAGUUACGCGAGACGAGAAUUCUUGAGAUGAAAAAUAAGCAAAAAAAAAAAUACCAGUCGCCCGCAUAGUUCCAUUUAUUGAACAUAAACGUCUUCCUUGCGCUUAAGUCCUCUUCAGUAUGAUUUAUACGUGAAACAUUUUUCAGUUAGUCCAAGAGUUGAGAAAAAAAGGAUAUAUUAUGGAUAAAAAUUGAUAAAAUUCAACGCGCACGAUACGUCCAAGUUAAAAAUAAUUCAUUUUUAUGUCGAACAUAAAAUUAUAAAAAAGAGGACUCGAAACGUUCACGUUUAACGAACUAAAUUAUGCUAUUUUCUGGUGUCAUCGUGUAUCGUAUGUCCGGAGAUAAAAAUUCAAACUAAGCGGAGCAUUUUUUAUUAGAAUAUCCGUUGGAUUAUUUGCUCGAUAUUUCGCAGGGUAACUUCGUAUGCAAAAACAAAACCAUCGUAACUUCUUACAUGCCGCCGCAACGGUGGACAAAUAUUGCAAUAACCUUAUAUCAAGAUUAAUUUUUAAUCUACCGCGUUGCAGGGAAUAGGGGGUUCGAGCGAUUUAUAAUUUAUCGCGAGCACAUAGCCGGUCCCGUAUUUUGAGUCGCGCAUACAUUAAAGUAAAAAAUGAUCACAGGCUCGAAAAUACUUUGCCUCCGGAACCAGGAACCAUUAACGUUCGUUCAUCGUUGCUUUGACCGAUCGGGCGCCGGUUAUAUUAAAUGGAUACGACAAAAAGAAAAUCGAAAUCACGUCGUCUCUGUCUUGGUCUUUGCGUCUCGAGCGUGUCGCCCCCUUACGUGCGUAUCGAUCGAAUCCUUCGAUCGCAGAAUCAGCCGCGUGACGGGUUUCAACGGGAGGGAGGAAAAUUCGUUGCGGCGUAAGCAUCCGUUCGCGAUUUUCAUCCGUAGCGUAACUCGUGCCUGUGAAACGGCUGUAAGUACGUCAAUAAGAGAGCCCCGUUCUCCAGCGAGAAACUUCCCGGUGCGUUUGAAGAUCAAACGCUGAAAGCGCGCCCUUUCUACCCCGUAAACUGAGCGGGGCUGCAUUGUCGCUGGAAAAAUGCACGUUCGAGCGCACAGGCGCGCGUCUCUUAUCGAGACAGUAUUUCAUGCGGACUUUCUUACCUCUGCAUUAAAUUUCUCCGCGACCAAACGAACCUGCUACUUCCCGGUUCGACCGUACGCAUACAUUUUCGCGAGAAUUUCAGCCCGUGAGGCCGGGCGGUGUGGUGAAAUCGAGGAUACAUCGGGCAUGCAUAUAUUCCGAUACGUCGAGACGCGUCGUUUUUACGAAACGGAUUCCGCGCGUCGCUCGCGAAACCGUGUCGGUGCGCGCGCACCGGCACGCGGGCAUGCGCGUGACGAUUAGCGCGGCGGCAUCGCUGCACUUCCGACGUGCAUCGCGCGAAGAUCGUCCCUGAAGAUCUCCCAGCCGCACGGAAGACGGAGAAAAACGAUUUUUCGUCGCGCUACGUCGCCUCGUAGCGCGACUUCUAUCACCACGCUAGCGCUAGCGAACGUAUCGGGCCACGGUACGUCGCGAUGCCAGCAACGACGUGUUUUCCUCGUGGAACAGUCAAGGCCACCGCGAGAUAAUUAUGCAGAUAACGGUGAUGCUCGCCGGUAACCCAGCUGCGUGGAGGAUCUACAGGGUCGGGAUUGGAGAUAGACAAGAUGGACCAACAGUAUUGUCUACGGUGGAACAAUCAUCCAGCCAACCUCACAGACGUUCUCAGCUCCUUACUUGCCAGAGAGGCACUCUGCGACGUUACCCUGGCGUGUGUUGGAGAGACAUUCAAGGCACACCAGACGAUACUCUCUGCAUGCAGUCCGUAUUUUGAGAGCAUUUUCCUCCAGAAUACCCAUCCCCAUCCAAUUAUAUUCCUGAAGGAUGUCAAUGACACGGAAAUGAAGGCAUUGCUGCACUUUAUGUAUAAAGGAGAAGUUAACGUUAGUCAGCAUCUACUACCGAUGUUCCUUAAAACAGCCGAGGCAUUACAGAUUAGAGGCCUCACAGAUAAUAGUGUAAAUAACAAGACAGAAGAGAAAAGUCCAUCGCCGGAACCAGAAACGCAAACUGGUGUUAGGCAUACCGACUCGCCUAACCUUCAGCCUCUUCCUGAAAAGAGGAAAAGAAAGGCUUCGGGCAGCUACGAUGUUUCCCUUAGUGGUCCACCCAGUGAACGGUUCAUGUCCGAUUCUCAGGCAUCUUCGCAAUGUAGUUACAAAUCAAGCCCUCCUGUGAUUCCAAAGUUAAAUAAUGCCUUGGGAGGUGAAAUGGAAGAUGGUGGUCGACCUAUGUCCCCUGCAUCACAGCCGCAACCUUCUAUCAAGCAAGAGUUAGAUCAUCAUUUACCAGACUUCCAUGACAACAUCUCCCUCCCAGGACAUCCAAUUGGACUGCUAGGAGAUGAAGGGGGUGCCACGGCGGGUGCGCUUAGCGAUGGCGUGUCAGGGAUUGAAUCGUCCGAACACCAUAAUCCCCCAGAAAUGCUCGACGGACUCGAUGGUUCAAAAGCCUGGCACAUGCGGCUGACCUUUGACCGGGUGCCAGGCGGCUGCAACCUUCACAGGUGCAAGCUGUGCGGCAAGGUCGUGACGCACAUCAGGAACCACUACCACGUCCACUUCCCCGGCAGGUUUGAGUGUCCUCUCUGUCGUGCCACGUAUACACGUAGCGACAACCUGCGCACGCACUUUAAAUUCAAACACCCCGAGGCAAGAAAGAUCGAUCUAAACGAUUUUAUGACGGGCACCUUGGCGCUCUCCACGAUGACUAACGAUACCAUGAACACGCUGUCCUAAAACGCGGAACGAACUGCACGCGUCUGUAUAUAUCUUAUACAUAUACAUAUAUAAAUAUAUAUAUUUACACCUACGUACGCGCCUCGAAAGCAAAGAAAAUCAGAAAAAAAGUAACAAUGAAUAAUAUAUACAAUAUAUAUAUAUUAUACAUACAAGACAACAAAAAAAGGAAAAAAAAAAAAUACAUUUACUGAGAGCGCGGGUGGCUGCGUCGACAGGGGGGUAUUGUCGCAAAUUUCGAUCACACGAUACGGCCCUGGUGUCACGGCCACGCUAAAAGGCCGGUCUCUUUCGGCUUUUUUCUUUCUCGAACACCAAAUCUUUUAUAGGUUCUA
Messenger RNA from Colletes gigas, 3433 nucleotides. RefSeq names its product sex determination protein fruitless. Bases 1968 to 3098 code for a protein of 376 amino acids. Gene Ontology annotation, cellular component: nucleus. The record is from RefSeq and is a predicted model, not a curated record. The transcript is spliced from 5 exons. Gene Ontology annotation, biological process: regulation of transcription by RNA polymerase II. NCBI's taxonomy places the organism in Eukaryota, Metazoa, Arthropoda, Insecta, Hymenoptera, Colletidae. Gene Ontology annotation, molecular function: protein binding.